This is a messenger RNA of Xyrichtys novacula (pearly razorfish), 10039 nucleotides long. NCBI's taxonomy places the organism in Eukaryota, Metazoa, Chordata, Actinopteri, Labriformes, Labridae. The record is from the annotation of a GenBank genome assembly.
GCCAACGUUUGUAUUCACUUGCAGGUCCGGACAAUCCCUCCGUGAACUCUGCUUGCUCUGAUACGAGAUAAACAGCAGUAUAAACAGUAUGUUAGUCAUAAUCAUGAGGUGAACUGUGCCGAGCUGCAGGGCACAACAUCCUGUUCAUUGAACCUGUCUGACAGACUGCAGAGUAAACAGGGAUGGCUCUCACCAGAGAGGACUGGCCCUUUAAGAAGGAUAAAGCCGAAUUCGCACGAGCCGAGCGCAUCGAUGCCGCGCUUUACAUUUCGUCGAUAAUUUGCAUUGGUGCUGCGGGAAACAGCCUUUAUUGUCCUCGUCUUCAAAGAGUCAUUCUUAUGAAGUCUAUACUACCCCUCUAAACAGAAGCAAAAUGAGGCUGUUGACUGUUGCUGGUUUGCUCUCUGGUGCGUAAUUGAUGCGGUAAGUCUUAUUUGUGCCAUAUGUAGACGAUAAAUCUGUAUGCACGACGUUUGUCUCACUGAAUUCAACAAAAACAUGAAACAACGCGCUGCCUGCCAUAAGUACGAGUUCCUACAGAACCGAUUUAAUCCACAUACUGAGGUAUUUCAGCGUAUAAAGUUGCUAUUGUGCAUUACUGUAGUGGCCAUCUUUGUAUUCUAGUUUGAACGGAGGCUGGCGCAAUGUUGAGAAGAUAACAGCUGUUAUUUUAACAAUAUCAUCCUGUAUAAUGUGGCGAAGGCACAGUGCUGACAUCAGUAAUGUUAUAAAUGCUGUUUUGCUCUGUUUCUAUAAUAAUCAACAACAACUCAUUAAGAUUUGAGGUCCUAAUAUCAUAAAAAACUGAUCAGAGCCUCAAAGAAAAUACAUCUUAUUCUAGUAAAAGAGAUCAAAUUACAUAUUAAGGUCGUGAAAAUGAACUCAAACUUAAGAUAUCCUGUUAUUUAAGAGCUAUCCUAAUGUAAAGAACUGCCUCUUACUGUAAAUGUGUUACUCACUCAGUGUAAAUAGCUGAGGGUAAGCUCCACUAUCCCACACAGAUGAAUCUCAGUUAUAGUGAAGUUUAUUGAUUUUUCUCCUUCAGCCAUUUAUCCAAGAGCCUUAGACAUUAGGUCUAUUUAUCUAUGCUCCUCUAAGACUUGUGUUCUUUCCUUCCAUGUGCUCUUGUUGUAAAACAGGGAGAAAAAGCUAACUGAUGUAUACAUUAGGGAGAGCUUUUGAAGAUUUGUGAGGAUUGUGUUUGAUUUCUUUGGCUGGCCAAUGACCUUAAGGCAGAAAUGUGCUCCAUCAUCUGUUCACACUCAUUCUCUAAUGUCUUUCCACUCUGAAGGGAGGAAGGUCUAAAAAUAUCUUUCUGGGCUGAUGUUUCACUCCUACUCUCACACCUGGGAAUCGCGAUGAAGAAAAGUAAUCUAUUUCUAAAGACUUAAAUCAAAGUUUAAUCCUAUUAGCAGGCAGAUUCAUGUUCUGCUCUUCUCCAAUAUCACUUUUCACAAAAAACCAAGUUAAAUUAGGCUUGUAACAGGUAUAGAGGAGAUGCAGUUAAAGUAAAUUAAAGCUGUGCUGACUGUUUUUUUUAUUGCAGAGCACAGAAUCCUGCGCUGCGGCACUGGAUUUGGCAGAGUCAGGCUCCUCCACAGAUCCUUUUCUUCUCAGGGAGGGGGGAAACACUGCUGUUUUUUUAACUUCCUACCUUUGUUUAUUCAGGACAUCCUGAACACCACAGGGGCAGUACCCUCUUAUCUCCUUCAAGACUCAACUUUAAUAGAGAAUUAUGGAAGACAAACGCAAGAAGCGGAGCCCGAAGGUGUCUCUCCCCCAGCCUCCUCCUCCUCCCGUGAACCCCCGCAAACUCUCUGUCCUGCCUGCCAGCAAAAGUGCCACCUUCUCUCUCGGCCUGCCGCAGCCCCCCUCCCCCAAGAACAGGGGCAAGUAUAAGAGGUCCAUAGGAGCACCGGGGCAGCCUAAAGAGGUGUUUACAGCAGUCGUAGCACCACCAAAGAUCACCAGGUUUGUGUCUUAGUAAACAGGAAACAAAAGCCAUUAUGGGAGCAUGCUUAUUUUGUUUAAUUCCCAGAGCUAUUCUUAAAUGUGGGACGAAAAACUUUGAAGCAUCGACAAAGAAAUAUUAGAUUUACCUCUAAAUUACAUUGAAAUAGCUUUCAGUGUGAUUUUUUUUUACUUCUGCCUGAAAGCUGUAGUAGAGUUGUAAGAGAGUGUUGUAAUAGAGUUACGAAGUCCAAAGCGAUUUAGUAAUGUUUGAUAAACAGGGAUAUCUGGACAAAGUUUUUCCAUCAGCCUCUAAAUUAGUCUCUUCAUGUAUUUGGUCAUGCAACAGGAAAACACUGAAGCUAAUUUGAUUAAAGUCUGGUUGGUUUUAUGGCUUUUUUUUUUAACCUCUUUUGUAUAAGAGUCUGUGGAAAUUACAUCAUCUCAUUUAGUGGCUGUGAGAAGCCAGAGGUAGGAGAAACUGAUGAUGAGGCAGGGGGUAUUUUACUAAAGAUUGGAACAACAUAGAAACAACAAAUGUUUACUGUCUUGAUGAUGAAAAUCAAAACAGCAUUUGACUGACUUAGAUAGAAGUCAGAAAUGUUGUGCCUCCUUUCCUGUUUCCUUCAGGCCUCACAGAGAGAAGCCCAGAGCUCCCCAGCCAGCAGGACCCAGUAAAGUGGUCCAGUCUUCCCCUCUGCAGCACUCCUUCCUCACAGACGUAUCAGACGUGAGGGAGAUGGAGGGAGGCCUGCUCAACCUCCUCAACGACUUCCACUCAGGCAAACUGCAGGCUUUUGGUAAGACAACCUUGAUCACUGAGGCCACUGAGGGAAUAUUCGAUUACAAGCUGAGAGUAAAGCCGGUUGAAAAGUGUCUUUGUUACAUGAAUCAGGCUGAAAUCAAAUAGCUAUGGUGCUAUUUUAGUUCCUCUGUUGCCAUGGAAAUACUUUUGACUUUGCUGUAAUCCCCCGUGCCACCAAAAUAGAUAGCACAGACUUGGGAGAAGUUUCACCUGAGGGUUUGCUUUUCUCUGAUUUGUAGGGAAGGUGUGCUCCUUUGAGCAGUUGGAGCAUGUGCGUGAGAUGCAGGAGAAGCUGGCUCGACUGCACUUCAGCCUGGACAGCCAUGUGGAGGAGCUUUCAGAAGAUCAGAGGAAGUGUGCCUCAGACCACAACCUGGAGCAUCUGCUAUGUAAUGUAAGCACAAACCAAACCAAAUUAAAUUUUGUAUGUGAAAACUCAGACCUAAAUCUAAGGAAUUUGGGUGCAUAAUUGUUAUUUUUUGCUGGGGAAAAACUGAAAUAAUAAUUAAUUUAGGGUCAAAUACACCGUAACACCGAGUUGGACACCCCCUCCAGAGAUGGAUGUUGCCAACCGAUUGCUUCUCUAGUUAUACCAACUUUAGUUACAACUGCAUGAUAGCAAUACACAGCGGUCUGAGGAGCCAUAAAUAAACCUCAACCAAAACGCCACUCUAUGGCCACAAAUAAUGCUCAGAGCAGCACCUAACUUCAUCAACAGGACAUAUAGGGUCCCAGCCAUAGUUCUAGCCACCAAACAUCUUUUUAGCUUUGUCUAAUUUCUUUAGCAAAGAGGCUAAACACAGACCUCGGGCGAGUCCAUUACAGACUACAGCGGACUACGGUGGGGUGAUGCAGCUAAAGGAAGAACAUUUAUGAUCAUUACUUUAUCAUUUCCUUAAGUAAUAAUCACCAUAUUAAUCAUUUUGCACUGCAGACAUGGUAGUUCUUCUGCCUCAGCAUCACGGUCUGAUUGCAUUUCCAAGGAGAAAUGAUCAUAAAUGUUCUUCUUUGAGCUGCGUCACCCCACAGCAAUCUGUAAUGGACUGGCCCGAGGUCUAGCUACAAACAAGCGGCUGCUGGAAGAGAGCUAAAAAGAUGUUUGGUGGCUAGUGCUAUGGCUGGGACUCUAUAUGUACUGUUGAUGAAGUUAGGUGCUGUUCUGAGCAUUAUUUGUGGCUAUAGAGUGGCAUUUUGAGGUUGAUGUGUGUCUCCCAUGUGUGUCUCCUGAGACCGCUGUGUAUUGCUAUUGUGCAGUCAUUUCUAAAGUUGGUUUAACUAGAGAAGCAAGGGGUCGGCAACAUUCAUCUCUCGAGGGGGUGUCUAACCAUGUGUUACUUUGUGUUUGACCCUAACUUACGCUAACUAACGCUGCGUUCAUACUGCAGGUUAUGAUGCACAAUUUGGAUUUUUUGUUAAAUCUGAUCUUUUUGUGCGAUCGUUCACAUUACAACAACGAAUGCGGCAUCUAAUGUGAACAAAAUGCGUCUGUGAAGUGACCUGCAUGCGCACAAAGCACAGAUUGCUUUCUCUGUUUGUGUUGUCGAACAAUGGUGACGUUUGUCGCAUAUUGAUGACGAAAAAGUCGGAUGAACAUGCCUGAGCUUCCACACUGCAGUCACAUUGGAUACAUAUCCAAUUUAUAUCUACAUACAAAAGAGGCCUGGGUCAGAUUUGAAAAAAUCUGAAUUGCACUGUUCACACUUGCAUAAAAAAAUCAGAUAUGUGUCACAUAUGGUUAAAAAUUGGAAUUGACCUGCGGUGUGAACAUAGCCUUAAUUUCAUGCCAGAAUAUCCCUUUAAUGAUUGACUUGAGCCCAUCUACAGGGAUCUACAGCCUAGCUCUGAUUCCAGUUCUCUGGUUGGUUGUGCCUAAAAAGAGCCAUACUGAUGGGAUCCUUUUUGGGUUAUACACUAUUGACAAGUAUCUCAUACAUCCCCACUCCAAAACAACUGAUCUAUCCUUUUAAAUUUUGUUAUAUGUCCUGCUGACUUUCAAGUUAGUUUAAAUUUUAGGUAGAUUUCAGUCCAACAACCAUAUGUUGCUGCCUCCCAUGUUGUGUGGCUGCUGGUUGGUUACUGGGGCUGGUAUGUGGGCCAUGGGGGAGCUGAAGUGUUAUUUGUUAGCGAGGUGAGAAAAAGCCUCAAGCUUGUCACAGAUUCUGCUGCCAGAAAUACUCUCUUACUGCAGCAGAGGUGUGCAAUCAUUCCUUGGAGCAGAUGGGCUGUGAAGUGCUUUUGUUUUGCAUGAAAAUGAAAGGAAGUUUGCCUUUGUAAACAGUGUAGUCUAGUGGUAGGGAUGUGAUUCAAAUAUUGAUCUGACACACAGGCUGUUAUGUAAUAUGAUUAGUCCCUUCUACUGCCAUAUCUCUCUCUGUUUUUAAAUGGCUCUGCUGUGCUCUCAUCCUUUUUUAUCUUGCAGCUGGAAGAGCUCAGCACCUCGAUGUAUCCUUUCCAAAUCAAAUAACUGUUUAUUUAUGGGUAUCACAAAGCACUCCAGGUGCAGACGCCAGAUUUAAAUGAUCUGUUUUCAUUCAGGAGUCUCUCUGCGUGAAUCCUUAAUGUGUCUGUUUCCAGACAAAAGCUCCAUUUGGCUGAGAACCAGGACCUGCCCAAGACAGCCGGACCCUGACAAAGUGAGGCGCAGAGGACGACGGAUGACCAUGAUCUUCUCGCAACAUCUUUUCAGUCCAGGUUUCCGUGGCAUUAAUACAGCUGCCUUAGUAACAGAGCGGAAAAUUCCACGGGAGGAGGGCCUAUUUUUUCCAUUUGGUCAGUGAAGCUGAGGGAACAAUGCAGUGAGUCAAAAGCAGCAGAACAUUUAAUGAACACUCAACCAAAAUGAAAAACCUCACAUUCAUGGCACAAUGGUCAAAGGGUUUAUUAAAAGGUGCUGUUCGAGGGGAAGUGUGUUUGAAUUUUCAGACAGUCCUUGGCGCUGAUUUAUGGUUACAUCAUUCAAUAACAAAUAAUUGAACCCAUGUGUGAGUUUUUGGUCCUGUUUGUGUUGAUCACAAAAAAACGCGUUUCUCGGCAGUUUAAAGAUUUAAAUUGUUUCAUUUUAUACGCUUGGUCUUAAGUGUAAUUUCACAAAGAUUGUUUCUCUUUUGGGAAAGAUAAGAAAUUAUAGACAGACUUGAGUAGCAAACAUAUUUGAACACCACUGUGGUUAACCUUGAAUUUUACUGGGAGUUUUCACUUUUGCUAUGACUCUGAAUACACUCCCUUGUUUUAUACACAACUCUCUUCCCAUUGAAAGUUUAAUACUGGGAAACAGACUGGAUUAGUUCAAAGUGGGUGAACCUUUAUAAAAACAGUGCAUUUUAAAGGGACUAUUUGACUAGAUCUAAUGUAUGUUUCAAUAACUCAUGAGUCAAAUAUUUUAUAAAUAUAUUGCCAAUGUGUUGUAAAGCUACUGUAUUUGUUGACACUGGUGGUUUAAAGUAGCUGGAAGCCUUUUUGUUAGGAUUGCUUUAAGGCUUUUAUUUUGUAAAGAAGGCUCGUUAGCAGCACCCCUCAAGCACAAGCAAGUCCACCCCGCUGCUGAAAUGCUGUAAAAUUACUUCCUGUUACAACAUGACAAACACAGGGAGUCUGUUCAGUUCAACACAAGAAAGCAUUCACUGUGUCCUAUCUCACUGUGUUGGACAGCACAUUCACGGAGUAAUGCAGCUGGCAUCAAUUUCUACAGAGGGACAUUUCAAGAUGGCAGCUACUUUCUUAAUUCAAAAUUUAGAGGUUAUUCUUUUCCAAAUGAGUCAGUGAUGCCUCUUGACUGUAAAACACAAUAACACAAUCCCUGACAAUCAAAUUAAGUGAUCCAAGUGAUCAAUAUGAAAAAAAGGAAGCAUUUCAAAUCAUUGGUGCAUUUCAUACUCUAAUAGUGGGAGUUGUAAUACUGCUUGCUAAGCCUACCUCUUUUCUAAAGCCUUUAGUUGGAGCACCUCUGCAGAUACUUUAAACAUCUCCUGCUCUGGUAGCUCACAAAUCCUUCUCAGUAGGGCUAUGACUGGUUCAAACUGUCACAAUUAAUUCACCUGCUGGUUGUUUUCCUCAUUAAUUGAUCUACUUUGGUCUAUGAAACAGAAAUGACUAGAAUUGCCAUCCAGCAGUCUCAAACAAAGGAUAUUCACUGUGCAGAGAAACGUAUUAUUUGCAAAUAAGUUAAGGUAAACUUUAAAUCAGCUCCUUUUUGCAGCUCUUACUCUGUCAGCUGUCUUUUGUUGUUUGACUUGAGAGCUGUGCUUCAAUAAAAAACUGUCCUCUACAAGCUUCAAUUCAGCCAAAGCAUCAGAGAUACAAGAUCUUGUGUUUCCAGUGACUGUGCCCAUUAAUAAACCAUUUCAAAAUUCAACAUGCUCACUUUGUGUACUUCAUGGCUUGCAUUCACUAAAUCGUUAAAUUUGAGGCUGUCAAAGCUGAUGCAGACUAGACUUUAUCUUGUGGUACAGUUUUCAUAUCUGAUCAAAUCAGAAUGAGACACCUUGGAGUUAAUCUUACAGAAAUAAAACACUUUAUUAAUAUAUCACUCUGUCUUUGCCUUGUUCACAAACAAGUUUAUAUAUAUAUAUAUAAUUUAAUAGAUGAGAUUAAAGGCUACUUGAAGACUGGCACUAUACUGAGACACAAUCAGACCAGGGCCUUCCCUGUUUAUCAGGCAACUGCUGGAGUAAAGCCGAAUACAUCCCUCAAACACCGUCCUAAUCCAGGAAAACGGACCAGAACCAAUCUUGAUCCAGGCAUCAGUGUACAUAUAUUUAUACUUCCAUAGCAAAAAUAUACAUAGUUUUGAUCCUGCCAGUAAAUUUUGGUCAUGCAAAAAAAGACUAUACCAACUCAGCACAUCAUUAACAGGACUUCAAAACCGCUACACAAUAGAUAAAUUAUAAACUGUACCAUCAAACAGCAUAAAGAUCAAGCUAAUACUGUGCAAAUACACAUUUGAGCUGUACAAAAGUAUUCCAUACUUUUCUUGUUAGUUUCAAAUCACAAUUUUCAAUUACAUGAGACAAUUUGAAAAUAUCACAUCACAUUUGAUGAAACAGCAAAAAUAUACACCUUUCAGGUCCCUGUCUUUUUGUGCAUUUCCAUUAUACAUUCUGCAAAAGUGUCUCUGAUUUGUCUACAGUACAUGUUUAGAUUCUGAAAAAAGCAAUGACAAUCACAAGAUGCUGAAAUGUUAAAGGCCAAUCAUGAUAAUGAGCUACCUUUUCAAAGUGCAAAGAGAGCAGGUUGAGUGUGUGUAAGACCUGAUGUCAGUAUGUUGAAAUCGUCCAUACGUCUGUACCAGAGGAAAUCUCACUGAGAUAAGAAUAAGAGCUCCUACUUUUUAAGGACUUUCUCUGUAUUUGUAUAAAAGUGCAGGCACUAUUAGAAAUGUACAACAUCUCUGUCUUCAAGUAAGGUCAGUGUAAAUAUUUCUCCAACAGCUGGAUGUGUUUGGAUCCUCUUUUAUUUUUAAGAUAGGCUCCUAAGAACCUCAUUUAAACCUCUAUGGACACUGGCAGGCUGGGAGGCAGCGCACUCUGUCAGGGUGGAUCCCAUCUGAGUGUAAAGGGCUUGGCACAGGUUGGCAGUAGCACCCCUCACGGUGCCGCCCCGGCCACGAAUGGUGCCGCUGUGGGUAGAGGUGCCCAGGAGGUGCCACAACAAGGGCAGCACUUUCUGCUCCACCAUCUGGGGCUUGCGAGGAUAGAGCUCUGUCACGAGGUCUGAACAUAAAAAGGGUGGAGAAACGGGAGGCAGUCAGAGAAAUAAGCCGAUCAAAAGAAGAAGAACUUUAUUGAUCCCUGGAGGGAAAUUGAAAUUCAAAGCAGUGACUUGGUAUUUAUAACUGAUCUGUAUGAAUCUGUAUGAGGAACAUACCGGCAACCUUCUCAAUGAGAUCCACUUUUGCUUUGCCAUUUAAAAACUGGGCCUUGGUGCAGAAUGGCUGAAGAAGGAGUAGAUUAUCUAUCAUGGAAACAAACAGGAUCACAAGUUAAAUAGUGAAUUAUUCCACUGGUUUCAAUUUAUCAAGAGAAGCUGUACUGAAGGACUACCUAGAUUUGACAUAAGUGCGUUAAGUGCUCCAAUAGCAGCAGAGUGGAUGGUGUUGUUCUUAGAGUUGAGGUGAUUGUCUACAAUCGCAGGUACCAGGAUGUUGACCACUUGGGACAAGUUAUCCUUUAACAAAUGGACGAUUUCCUGUAGAGACUCGAGUGCAUGCAGGUUGACCUUACUGUUGGACUCCUGCAGCCUGGCCUUGAAAGCAUCAAACACCUGAGGGUAGAAAAAAGGUGAUCAAACAUCACUGGAUAUGGUUGGAGGACAACUGACAACUGUGACAAGGUGCAUUAAGAGAAAACUAACCAUUGACAGGCUUGGGUUAUAAAAGGUUAUACUCACCGGAAAAAUACAAUUGAUGACCAGGUUGGGGUUGUUCUGGCAGUCAGAUAUUAGCUGGUCAAUUCCCCUGAUCCUCUCUCUGAAGUCCUUUGAACCCAGCAGACCCGAGAUCUGCUUGAUGUAUUCACUCUUGUCUGCGAUAGUCUGGGUCUGUGAUCUGCAGCUGUAAUGGCUGUUUGACUCACUGUAGAAAAUACAACAAACAUGAAAUAGUAAACUUAAUAAUGGUAUGAAAAAUGUGCAUCUCAUUUUUAUUUGCAAUAUACGUGUAUUAGUAUAUAGUUUGUUUAAUACGUGGAUAAGACUACACGAUUUAAGCAUGUUUACAGCCCGAUCUGACAGUUGUAGGAAGUAAAGACGUAAAGAAGAAAUGUUGGGGGGUAAAAGGAACAUGCACUUUAACAACGUGGUGAGAUACUGCCGUUAGCUUUUUAAGGUGCUGUCUAACUCAGUCAGUCUUCAUUCCAACUGAAUCAAGGUGAUCAUAACAUUGGGUUGUGUACUAUUAUGUAGUCUGUCAUUUCUGCAUCAUGGUUUUACGGCUCUGAGACCACUAAAUCUGACACUGUGGUGACAGACUGAAAGAUCAUGUAGUCUGGCUUUGGUAAAUAGCGCUGAACUGGUUGGAUUUCACCCCUACCUGUUAGUAAGUGGCUCUCUAGUAAGAGAUGAAGCUCUGACUGUACCAUGGCCUUGGAGAGAACGUCUCCUCCUGGCUGACUGGGUGUCUUGGAGCAUCUCACCAAGACCCUAAAAAACAAACGCCCAUGAUCUCCAGGUUAGAUUGCAGUUCAAACUUUAGUAAGAACAUCAAAAUAUCAAAGACAAAAGCUGCACCUUUGUUUUAAGAGUAAAGACAGUGUCUCUGACAGCUUGCAGGUCUUUGUUUGGGAUAUAUCU